Molecule: messenger RNA, 2889 nt
Organism: Pseudomassariella vexata
Lineage: Eukaryota; Fungi; Ascomycota; Sordariomycetes; Amphisphaeriales; Pseudomassariaceae
Product: alpha-L-fucosidase
Exons: 4
Coding region: 459-2828 (789 amino acids)
Biological process (GO): glycoside catabolic process; fucose metabolic process
Cellular component (GO): lysosome
Molecular function (GO): alpha-L-fucosidase activity
Source: RefSeq, a predicted model, not a curated record
AAGACCGUCCAGGAACAGCCGUUGAUAGUCUGCAGCGAAAAGCGGGGGCGCUGCGGGGCGGGGAAGAUAGGAUCGCGGGAUAUUGUACUAGCUGGCUACCUAAUUUCCGUCUCGGGUUGCAGUCAUCGAACCAUAGACACCGCUAAAUUGAUUAACGUUCGCCUUCCAUGCGCUGAACCGUGGAGUUUUCUCCGUAUAUACCGAGAGGGCGGAAUGUUACGUAGGAGACUCACCAGGAACAUGUACAAAUCCACUCACGAGCAUCCCGACGGGGCCCGAAUCGGAUCCGAUAGAAUGUGUGGAAUGAGUGACGUCCCGGUUUGCGUUGAUAUUGUUGUUGUUGUUAGCGAACCGGUCACUAUUGAAAGGACGCGUCUUCCCCUCCCAACUUGCUCGGUCGUUCUGCCACCCUUCGUCGUGUUGCAAGACCGUGGGAGUGAUAUUUCGAGGCGGCCACGAUGGUUUCUGUAAACGCAUUGCUGUGGCUCGCGCUUCAUGCUGCGAAUGUCUUAGCCAGGCCAAAAUUAGCAACAUCUGCCAGCAAGUCUAUACCACUUGACCUCGGGUCAUUCUUCAACAACAAGGCGUUUGGAACCUUUCCGGGUGAGGCAGACUUUGAUACAUUAAAUCAGUCAUAUCCCGCGCCGCCAUCGAACGCGUCUACAUACACGUCUUCCGAGACGGGUGUGUUGUACUCCUUUCCUGGGUACACGGGGCCAUCCAAGCCCGACAACUUGAUAUGCAAUGGCCAAACCAUUGCGGUUCCCAAUGACGCAUACUUCUCAGCAUCCUUCCUCGUUGCCGCAGACCUCGAGCUAUACAGUGUGUCCGCCAACGUAACGUUCACUUAUACCGACAACACCACGUCCCUGUACGAGCUGCGCAGUCUAAGCUUCUUCAACUUCUUGACCAUCAAUCGCGGUGAGAUCAUCUACCCCUACCGCUUCACCGAAAAUGGCACCAACUACAACUCCACCCACAUCUUUGAGCGGACUUCAAGCUUGGAAAACGGGAAGACAUUGAGUUCCAUCACCCUGCCUACGACUGCAAACGCAACCGAAGGCCGCCUUCACGUCUUCGCCAUUUCGCUCUGGAAGGGCUCGUCGGUCAACGUGCAGGCAGUGCGUCCUACUCAGAAAUGGCUCGCCAACGGGACACAAGCCGUCGAGGUCACGGUGAACAACGCGGGGUCCGAGUGCGUUUCCGGGGAUGGGUUGAAGGUGUCACUCGCCGGCACGGGGUUCAAGACAGUUCUGCCGGGGAGCGUGAAGCGGCUCUGUCCCGGGGACCAGAAGGUGGUCACGGUCGGAGUGGACGGAUCCUCCAAAGGCCCAGUCCCUGUUGACGUGGCCAUUAGUCAAGCUUCCAGCAACCAAACAGUUCGCUUCCAGAAUGUCGAGAUUGGAUUGACGAGUUGGACUUCGGAUCCAGACAAUCUGGCCCGGCAUGAGAGUCCGGAAUGGUUUGAUGGCGCCAAGUAUGGGAUUUUCAUCCAUUGGGGGCCUUAUGCUGUCACCGGCUGGGGAAAUUCGUCGCCGUACGAAUCGUAUGCUGAGUGGUUCUGGUGGUACUCAACGCAUCACCCUCAAGCAGACGCAUCCGAUUUCUACAAUUAUCGCCUGGAGACGUAUGGGCCUGAUUGGGCGUACGACGACACGUUUCCCGAUUUCAAUGCGUCUAACUUUGAUCCAAAGAUGUGGGUCGACCUCUUCGCCGACGCGGGUGCUAAAUAUUUCGUCAUAACUACUAAACACCACGACGGCUUCGCGCUCUUCGACACGGGUUCCACCAGCAACCGUUCCGCCCUACAUUACGGCCCGCGCCGCGACGUCCUCGGGGAGCUCUUCUCCGCCGCCGAGACGUACCAGCCCUCCCUCAAGCGCGGUACCUACUUCUCCCUCCCGGAAUGGUUCAACCCCGACUUCGGCCCCUACGGCUUCGACCAACUCCCCAGGGCAUCCACCGUCUCCUGGCCCGGCAUGCUCGCCACGAACCCCUACACCGGCGUCGAGGAACCCUACACAGGCCACGUUCCCGUCGAGGACUUUGUUUCCGAUCUGAUGGUCCCACAGAUGGAGACGCUCGCUUACACGUACGGGACCGACAUCAUGUGGUGCGACUGCGGCGCCGCCAACGGAACCGCCUCCUUCGCAGCCGCAUGGUGGAACACCGCGCGGGCGCAGAACCGACAAGUAGCCAUCAACUCGCGGUGCGGGAUCGCAGAAGCGGCGGAUUUCGACACCCCCGAGUACCAGACUUUCUCGUCGGCGCAGCACCGCAAGUGGGAGUCGAAUCAGGGGAUGGAUCCGUACAGUUAUGGGUACAACCGCGCGACGCCGGACGAGGCGUACAUGAAUGCGAGCACCAUUGUGUAUACCCUGGUGGACAUGGUGAGCAAGAACGGGAAUCUGUUAUUGGAUAUUGGGCCCCGCGCCGAUGGGAUGAUUGUGCAGAGGGAGGUGGAUAAUCUGUUGGAGGCGGGGAGCUGGAUCCGGACGCAUGAGGAGGCGGUGUUUAAUACGACGUAUUGGUUUGUGCAGAGUGAGAUUGUGGGGGGGUUGGAUGUGAGGUUUACGCAGACGAACAACGCGUUUUAUGUCUUGUUCUUGGAGAAGCCGGUAGUAACUGAGGGCGUGGUGAAGGUCCCGGCGCCGGUGCCGAUUUUGGAGGGUGAUAAUGUGAGUCUACUGACGGUUGACGGUGGAGAGACUCUGGAAUGGGAGGUCUCUGGCCAGGGGAGCAGCAGCUCAGAACUGAGUAUUGAGGUUACGGAGGAUUUGCUCGCCAAGGAGGAGUUUUGCUGGGUUUUCAAGAUUGCCUACAGCUGAUGUUGUCGGCUGGGGUCUCAUUAGAUGGCUAUAGCCGUCUUUACCUAAAACUAAUGCAGAC